CGUUAACUAAAUAGUUCUUAAUAUUUUCAAAGUUUUCGCUCCGAGCGACGGCGCCGAGUUUGAGCGUGGCCUCAGUGAGCAGCUAAGCUGCCCCCGAGCUAUUUUUAGUUCUUGUCGCAAAAGUGUGCUGGUGUUUUAGAUCCAUGAUAUACUACGAAUGACAAUAAUAAAUUCGCACUACCGUAUUUUUCGCUGGAUGGGGUAGACGGAAGAGUACUUGCAAACCUAAGACAUUUUGGUACCCUAAGAAAAGAUCUCUCAAGAUGGUCAGCAGUGCUGCUUUAUCAGAUGACAUUAACUACGUCGAAGGACCAGAGGGACAGGUGGUGGUUGUGGUCCAGCCGAAUCAGAGGAGAGUAGGAGAGAUGUACAUUGUCAUUGAACACAUAGGAUAUACCCUUUGCUCCAUAUCGUGGGGCGUGGUUGCUCUUCCUUUCACGAUUAUUGGAUUUUCGCUCAUCUGUGUUGGUCUGUCCAAGAUGAAGAGCGAUCCAGGGCAUUAUGUGUUGACUGUUGGCUUAGUCUUCUUUCACAUCGGUUUGGUGACGACCGCCCUUUUCUGCAUAUCGAUGUACUGCUUCAAAAAGGAACAGAAGAAGAAGGUGGCAAAGUUCAUGUACAAUCCCUCCCAGAGGUCCCCUGCGGAAGACCAGCAGCCAAUGUUACCCGCAAGCAUAGAAGAGGCUCGAGGAGAGCUGACGCCUUACCAGCGCUUCUUGUUGCACAGGGGGACUGAAGUAAAUUCAUCUGGCACCUCGCCCCCUGGUGUCCAGACACCUUUCACUGUACCAGUGUCGAACGUCCCUCCAGUGUCGUCCUCUCCUUUCCAGGAAAGGAAUUCUUUUACUGACGACAGACGAACAGAUCGCCUGAUGGGCUCGGGCUUACCACAGAGCAGUGUUUCACUAAGCGAGCCAAACAGAAACUCCAAUGGCUACAGAAUACUUCAGAGCGUUUUGGAGGAGCCUUCAGUUAGGAACGAUGGGUCUCAUUACGCUCCACUCACGUCGGAAGUGUCAUUAGAAGAUAUCCUCAGCAGCGUGCAGACUUUUUCGCCUUCUUCUUCUGAAGCUCUGAAUGGCGGGACAAGAUCACCCUUUCCUAAUCGUGAAGGUUCUCUGAUAACGCCUGCCGUGUCUUCUGGCCGGGAAAGUCCGUACGACAAUUGUUUUUCACUGACGUGACGACUUGGACGUGGAAGGAUCUUAGCAAUGCAUAAAUUCCUAUUUGAAAA
Molecule: messenger RNA, 1234 nt
Organism: Macrobrachium nipponense
Lineage: Eukaryota; Metazoa; Arthropoda; Malacostraca; Decapoda; Palaemonidae
Exons: 5
Coding region: 264-1184 (306 amino acids)
Source: RefSeq, a predicted model, not a curated record